This is a messenger RNA of Verticillium nonalfalfae, 1674 nucleotides long. RefSeq lists its product as uncharacterized. Gene Ontology annotation, molecular function: flavin adenine dinucleotide binding; oxidoreductase activity, acting on CH-OH group of donors. The transcript has 2 exons. The coding region runs from base 1 to 1674 and encodes 557 amino acids. The record is from RefSeq and is a predicted model, not a curated record. Lineage: Eukaryota; Fungi; Ascomycota; Sordariomycetes; Glomerellales; Plectosphaerellaceae.
AUGGCUACCACCGAUAACCUUCCCGCAGCCGACGUCAACAAGUACGACUAUGUCAUUGUUGGCGGUGGUACGGCCGGCUGUGUCAUUGCUGCUCGCCUCGCCGAGUAUCUCCCUCGCAAGAACAUCCUCCUGAUCGAGGCCGGUCCCAGCGAUUUCACUGACGAUCGCGUUCUCGAUCUGCGCAAGUGGUUGGGUCUGCUUGGCGGCGAGCUUGAUUACGACUACCCCACUACCGAGCAGCCCAUGGGCAACUCACACAUCCGUCACUCCCGCGCUAAGGUGCUCGGUGGCUGCUCUUCUCACAACACCCUAAUCUCAUUCCGCCCGUUUGAGCAUGAUCUCGACAUCUGGCAGUCGCUCGGUGCCAAGGGUUGGACCUUCCCGGUCUUCAUGCGCGUCCUCGACCGCCUCCGCAACACCGUCCAGCCCGUUCACGCCCGCCAUCGCAACCAGCUGUGCAAGGAUUGGGUCCUCGCCUGCUCCUCUGCUCUCAACGUCCCCGUCAUUCCCGACUUCAACCGUCACAUCAAGGACACCGGUUCGCUGACCGAGGGUGUUGGUUUCUUCUCCGUCUCCUACAACCCCGACAAUGGCCAGCGCUCCUCGGCCUCGGUGGCGUACAUUCACCCCAUCCUCCGCGGCGAGGAGAAGCGUCCCAACCUGACUGUCCUGACGAACGCUUGGGUCUCGCGCAUCAACGUCAAGGAUGACGCCGUGACUGGUAUCAACCUGACUCUCAAGGACGGUACCAGCCACACCGUCAACGCCAAGGCCGAGACCAUCCUCUGCGCCGGUGCCGUUGACACACCGCGUCUUAUGCUGCACUCUGGUCUCGGUCCUGCUCAGCAACUCCGCGAUCUCGGUAUUGAGGUGGUGCGUGACAUCCCCGGCGUUGGCGAGAACCUUCAGGAUCACCCUGAGAGCAUCAUUCUCUGGGAGCUCAACAAGAAGGUGCCUGAAAACCAGACUACCAUGGACUCCGACGCCGGCAUCUUCCUGCGCCGUGAGGCUCCCAACGCUGGUGCCACUCAGAGCGCCGCCAACCCCCAAGGUCUCGCCGAAGGCCAGAUUGCCGACGUCAUGAUGCACUGCUACCAGAUCCCCUUCACUCUGAACACCGGCCGUCUCGGUUACCCCGAGAUGAAGGACGGUUACACGUUCUGCAUGACCCCUAACAUUCCUCGUCCCCGCUCGCGUGGUCGCAUCUACCUGACCUCCGCCGACCCCAAGGUCAAGCCCGCGCUUGACUUCCGCUACUUCACCGACCCCGAGGGCUACGAUGCCGCCACUCUCGUCUACGGCAUGCGCGCUGCCCGCAAGGUUGCCGAGCAGGCUCCCUUCAAGGACUGGAUCGCCAAGGAGGUUGCUCCCGGCCCUGAUAUUCAGACCGACGAGGCCCUGUCCGAGUACGCCCGCCGCGCCGCCCACACCGUCUACCACCCGUGCGGCACCACCAAGAUGGGUGACGUUCACAAGGACGGCAUGGCUGUCGUUGACGAGCAUCUCAAGCUCCGUGGUCUGCGCGGCGUGCGUAUCGCCGACGCUGGUGUCUUCCCCACCAUUCCCUCCAUCAACCCCAUGUUGACGGUGCUUGGUGUCGGUGAGCGCUGCGCCGAGCUGAUCCUCGAGGAGGCUGAGGCUCUGAACGCUGAGAAGGCUCAGGCCAGGCUGUAA